AUGAAGUAUUUUAUUUUUCUACUCUGCGUGUUAUAUACCGAUGCGACACAGUACAAUGACCGGCCAACUAUAGGUGUUCUCUCGCAGGAGACUUAUUCCACCCAGCAUUUGUUUCCUGGCGAGAAUUACACCAGUUUUAUAGCUGCUUCGUACGUUAAAAACAUCGAGGCAUCUGGCGCUAGGGUCGUGCCAAUCUUAAUUGGCAGGAAUCGUAGCUACUAUCGAGAGCUCUUGGGCAAAAUAAAUGGAGUGGUAUUCCCUGGUGGUGCCACAUACUUCAACCAGAGCAACGGUUACGCAGAUGCCGGUCAAUACAUUUAUGAAAUCGCCCAAGAGUUGAAUGACGCUGGUCACCACUUCCCGAUAUUUGGAACUUGUUUGGGAUUCGAGCUCCUCAUUAUCCUCGCUUCGGGGCGUGGGAGGAUAGAGAACAGGGGUCUUUGCUAUAGCUACCGUAGCCGACCUUUGAGCUUCACGACAGACUUCCGGUGCAGCAAAAUGUAUGCAGAAAUGCCGGACGACGUCGUUAAUAUUCUACGGACUCAGUCAGUUACCGUAAAUGCACACCAAUUUUGCAUUUUUGAUGAGAACUUAAGAUCGCAUAAUUUAACAAAUGACUGGCGUGUGACCUCAUACAGCACAGAUAACUACGGAGUUCCAUUCAUCUCCAGUAUAGAACAUAGAAGGUAUCCAUUCUUCGGAACUCAAUUCCACCCAGAAACAGUAUCGUACGAAUGGCGUAAAACAUCAGACAUACCUCACACGCCAGAUGCCUUGACAGCGAAUCGUUAUUUCAUGGAUUUCUUCGUUAAGGAAAGUCGGAAGAACGAGAAUUUGUUCCCAGAUAAAACAGAAGAGGACCAACAUUUGAUUUAUAACUAUGCAGCGAGGUUCACUGGCGCACUGGGAGGAUAUUAUGAACAAAUUUAUGUGUUUGAACCGAGAGAGUUCGUUUUGAAUUACAAAUGA
Leptosia nina is the source of this 969-nucleotide messenger RNA. The record is from the annotation of a GenBank genome assembly. Lineage: Eukaryota; Metazoa; Arthropoda; Insecta; Lepidoptera; Pieridae.